GUCUCCAUCCAUGGCAUUGAGGGGGCCUUCUCUGACCCUGGCACAAAGACUGUCAUCCCUGCUAAGGUUAUUGCUAAGUUCUCUAUCAGACAAGUUCCUAACAUGGACCCUGCUAUGGUCAAGAAACAGGUAACAGACUACCUUCACUCAGUGUUUGCCAAGCGAAAGAGUCCCAAUAAGCUGAAAGUCACCAUGGUGAUCGGGGCCAAGCCUUGGCUGGCUGACACUCGGCAUCCUCUCUAUGAGGCUGGGAAGGCUGCUGUCAAGAGAGUUUUUGACAUGCAUCCUGAUCUGAUCCGUGAGGGCGGGACCAUCCCUAUCACCCGAACCUUCCAGGAUGUGACGGGGAAAAGCAUCAUCAUGAUGCCCAUUGGAGGCUUUGAUGACGGGCUGCACUCCCAAAAUGAAAAAAUCAGCCGGUACAAUUAUAUUGAGGGAACCAAGCUAUUCGUGUCCUACCUGCAUGAAGUAUCUCAGAUUAAGCAGACUAGUGUGUGAUGUGUCGUUCCACCUUUAUAUCACAUCCUCAUCCAUUCCAGCUACAGCAAUGUCCCUGAAAUAAUCUAUCUUGUUAGCAAUCUUAGUAAUAUAAUCCAUGUGCUUCUUUUUCUGAUUGGUUAAAAUGUCUGAAUUCAUCGCAAGUUGCUUUCCUUGUCACUCUCUUGUCACAUGAGGCAUAUGUUAUGCUCUAUAAUGUCACAUCAUACUGCAUGUGUGUUUGUCUGUAUCAUGUAGUUAAAGCUGAGCAAUGCAAACAAAAAAAUAAAUAAAUUUUAA
Messenger RNA from Plectropomus leopardus (leopard coralgrouper), 777 nucleotides. Lineage: Eukaryota; Metazoa; Chordata; Actinopteri; Perciformes; Serranidae. The record is from RefSeq and is a predicted model, not a curated record.